Molecule: messenger RNA, 1926 nt
Organism: Tarenaya hassleriana
Lineage: Eukaryota; Viridiplantae; Streptophyta; Magnoliopsida; Brassicales; Cleomaceae
Product: proline-rich receptor-like protein kinase PERK1
Exons: 9
Coding region: 1-1722 (573 amino acids)
Biological process (GO): protein phosphorylation
Molecular function (GO): ATP binding; protein kinase activity
Source: RefSeq, a predicted model, not a curated record
AUGUCGUCCUCGGCUCCGCCACCAGGAACGACUCCGGCGCCAAUUCCGCCGCCGGGAACGACCAACACCACCGCAUCUCCUCCUACGCCGGUCACCGGCUCUCCCUCGCAACCCACAGCAUCACCACCGCCUCCUCCGCCGACUCCCUCUUCUCCUCCUCCCCCGUCGACAAUCCCCACACCUUCUCCUCCGCCUCCGGCAACACCGUCUCCUCCGCCUCCGGUGAUACCGCCUCCCACUUCCACGCCAAAUGGGAGUCCCCCGAACAGUCCCGGCGGCGGCGGAGUGUCUACGGGGGUGGUGGUGGCGGUCGCCGUCGCCGGAGCCGCGGUACUCGUGGCGUUGACUUUGUUGUUCCUCUGUUUUAGGAAGAGAAAGAGAAGAAGAAGAGAUGACGAAGUUGGUUACUACGCGCCGCCGCCGCCAUCGUCAGGGCCAAAAGAUGGAGCACAUAAUGUUCAACAAUUAUGGCAGCAGCAGCAACACAAUGGCUCACCGAGGCCGUUGCAAUCUCCGUUGGGCCUAACAAGCAGUAGCGGAGGCUCUACCUCGAACUAUUCAGCAUCUCCACUUCCACCGCCUUCCCCUGGACUCGUUUUAGGACUGUCGACGAAUAAUUUCACGUACGAGGAACUUGCAAGAGCCACAAACGGGUUUUCGGAUGCUAACCUCUUAGGACAAGGUGGGUUCGGGUACGUGCACAAAGGGGUUCUACCAAAUGGUAAAGAAGUGGCCGUGAAGCAGCUGAAAGCGGGAAGCGGACAAGGCGAGAGGGAGUUUCAAGCCGAAGUCGAAAUCAUAAGUAGGGUUCAUCAUAGGCAUCUCGUCUCGCUGGUCGGAUACUGUGUCACGGGGACUCAACGAAUUCUCGUAUAUGAGUUUGUCCCCAACAAUACUUUGCAGUUUCAUUUGCACGGGAAUGGACGGCCGACACUGGAAUGGUCUAACAGACUGAAAAUCGCCAUCGGCUCCGCCAAAGGGCUUGCUUAUCUUCACGAAGACUGUCAACCGAAGAUCAUUCACCGUGACAUUAAGGCGGCUAACAUACUUUUGGACUUCAAGUUCGAGGCAAAGGUUGCGGAUUUCGGCUUAGCAAAACUUACUUCCGACGUCGAUACACAUGUCUCGACACGCGUUAUGGGAACUUUCGGAUAUUUGGCUCCAGAAUAUGCUCAAAGCGGGAAACUCACGAAUAAAUCGGAUGUAUUCUCUUUCGGGGUCGUCCUUCUAGAGCUGAUAACUGGCCGCAAACCCGUCGAUACAACCAGCACAUAUAUGGAUGAGAGCCUUGUUGAUUGGGCAAGGCCGCUGCUUACACGAGCCCAAGAAGACCGAAAGUUUGAGGCUUUGACUGAUCCAAGAAUGGAGGAAUAUGAUCGUGAAGAGAUGGCCCGUAUGGUGGCUUGUGCAGCCGCUUGUGUGCGUCAUUCUGCUAGGCGUCGCCCACGCAUGAGCCAGAUAGUGAGGGCGUUAGAAGGAGAGAUGUCGCUGAACAACUUGAGCGAAGGGGUGAAACCGGGACACAGCUCGGCUUAUAGCUCGGAGAGCACGGAUUACGACAACGUGAAGUACAACGAGGACUUGAGUAGGUUCAGGAAGAUGGCCUUUGGCGGCACGAGCAGCGAGUAUAGCGGCCAGAGCAGUGACUUCUAUCCUCCGUAUCCAUCGGGUUCGAGCAGCGAGCAGACCUCGAACCCGGAGAGGGAAAGGACAGCCAGGUGAAGGAAUGAACAAUCUGUAAAUUUAUCUGUUUAUGAUUUGAUUUUUGAGUUUGGAUGCAAUAAGAUGGGCAUGUACGAGUUUCUAACAUUAUUAAACUGUAAAUAAAAUUCUUUAGUUGUGUAUGUGGUAAAGCACAGCUGCAAUGUUGUUGAAUUAAACUUGUUUUUGGAUCAAAUUGAUCCUAAACAAAGGCGAUUAGGCCCA